Molecule: messenger RNA, 1672 nt
Organism: Drosophila hydei
Lineage: Eukaryota; Metazoa; Arthropoda; Insecta; Diptera; Drosophilidae
Product: lysophosphatidylserine lipase ABHD12
Exons: 5
Coding region: 324-1520 (398 amino acids)
Biological process (GO): phosphatidylserine catabolic process; monoacylglycerol catabolic process
Cellular component (GO): endoplasmic reticulum membrane
Molecular function (GO): monoacylglycerol lipase activity; phosphatidylcholine lysophospholipase A1 activity
Source: RefSeq, a predicted model, not a curated record
AAUAAUAGUAUUGGAAAAAUUUGACGCAUCUGUGAAAAAUAUAUUGUCAGCUGUUCCACAUGUCGGGUGCACACACUGGCAGCCGUUGUUCUUAAUAAAAAGAAAAAAUAAUCCAAUAAUUUUUAAUUACCAAAUAUUUGAACUGUGAAAUGCACAAGUGAAGCCAAGGCGGCUUCUAUUAACAAGUCACUUGAUCGGAACCAAUAAUAAAUUAUGCCUUAGACGAGAAACAUUUGUAGAUAUUUUUAUUGCUGAUACUGAUUAAACUGAUACUUUUAUACUUUGUACAUUCGCCACUUAAACUGCCUGAGAAAGAAGCCGUUAUGCUCUUUGCGCGUAGGCGGCAUUUCUUCAAGAGAGUUGGCCUGCCCUGCCUGGUGAUAGCUUUGCUGCUGUUCCUCCUCUUCUUUGUGCUGCUGCCGUUUGCCUUUCGUACAUCUGUGACGCUGCAACGCGGCAUUCUGUUCCUCACGUUCAUCACCUAUCCGAAAGGACUCGACCUUACCAAACCGGAGAGCAUUGGACUUUAUGCCACACGCAACUUUUACAUCACUGUCAAGAAUCAUGAUGAGGACGAGGACGGCGUACGCAUUGGCGUCUGGCAUGUGCUGCCCAAGAAUGCAGCUCGUCGUUUUAGAAGAGAGCUCAAUGUGGCAGCAGAUGUGGAGUCGGCAAUUGUCAAUAACGAACUAUCCGGGCCUAUUCACGGGAACGACAACAACCGGGAGCUGGAACGGUUGGCGCCGGCGCUGCGAGCUGAAUUCCCUGUAAUAGUGCCAGAGAAUGAGCAGCUCUUUUACGAGCGGUUACUCCGAAUGCCAGGCGGCACCGUAGUUCUCUAUCUGCAUGGCAAUACAGCCACUAGAGGCAGUGGUCAUCGCUCCGAGGUAUACAAGCUCUUGCGGCAUCUGAACUAUCAUGUUUUCUCGUUCGAUUAUCGUGGCUAUGCCGACUCGGAUCCUGUGCCGCCGUCAGAGGAUGGGGUGGUGCGUGAUGCCAUGAUGGUCUUCGAGUACAUUGCCAAUUUGACGACGAACCCCAUUUACAUCUGGGGCCAUUCCUUAGGCACGGGUGUGGCCACGCACAUGUGUGCCAAACUGGCCAGCAUGAAGGAGCGUGGACCUCAUGGCGUUAUCCUUGAGAGUCCGUUCACCAACAUUCGUGACGAGAUUCGUCUGCAUCCGUUCUCCCGACCGUUCCGACACUUGCCCUGGUUUGACUAUAUGGUCUCGCAGCCUAUGUAUGACAACCGACUAAGGUUCGAGUCGGACAAACAUAUUAGUAAAUUUCCUCAGCCAGUUAUGAUUAUGCAUGCCGAGGAUGAUGUGGUUGUACCUUUCCACUUAGGCUACCAGCUCUAUCGAACCGGACUGGAUACGCGUAGUCGCUCCUGGGGACCAGUGGAAUUCCAUCGUUUUGAUCGAAGUCAUGGAUACGGCCAUAAGUAUUUGUGUCGGGCUCCAGAGAUGUCAGGACUUGUGGAAAGCUUUAUAGAGGGCUAUCGUAAUACGAUCUAUUAGACGAAUCGGAUCAAGUCUUAAUUUAUUUAUUAACAAAUAACAGAGUAUUUUAAUUUAGUUUUAUACCGCCGCAAUGUUACAAAAUUAAUCGCACGGUGCAUACAAAUUAAAAUAGUCAUAUAUAGGAUACACAAACAAUGAACUUUUAUUUA